GCUUUCCGCUUUUUCCCAUCUUUCUCUCUCUAAAUGAAGAAACUUUCCUUUUCUUUCUCUCUCUAACUGUUAUGGGCUUUGCAGAAGGGGAAGCACACAGACGACGCAUUUCCUCUGUUCUCCCUCUCUCUCCCUCUCUCCACAUGCAACCACAUUGAUUGAUGGGCAAUCUCUGCGCCUGCCUCUCCCCCCGACCCGCGAAGAAGCGGACCCGCCCCGUCAAGCGCCUCUCCAAUCCGCCCCACGCCGGCGCCGCCGCCAGCAAUCGGUGGUCCAGGGUCCGAUCGUCCAGCAAGGACAAGUUCGAUGACUCCGCGCUGAUCCGGGAGCAGGCCCUCGCCGCCGCGAUCCUCUUCCGCCAGCAGCAGCACAACGGCUCCCUCCCGCAAUUCGACCGUUCCGCCUCCCUCCGCUACCCUAACUCUACCUCUUUCUCCUCCUCCAAGAGGCAGUCCCUCCCGCGGAGCUCCAGCUCCAGAGCUCGGUCGCUCACCGAUCCUCUGCUUCAGCCUCACCAGCUCGUUAACCAGGAUCUGCAGAUUGCCGACCUAGAAACCAGCCAUUUUGUACUAGUUCAUGGAGGUGGCUUUGGUGCUUGGUGUUGGUAUAAAACUAUAGCACUUCUAGAGGAAGGCGGUUUCAAGGUCACUGCAAUAGAUUUAACUGGUUCAGGCAUCGACUCUUUUGAUACAAAUGGCAUCGCCACUCUUUCUCAGUACGCGAAGCCAUUGACAGACUUUCUCGAGAAGCUUGCUGAUGGAGAGAAGGUUGUUCUGGUGGGACAUGAUUUUGGGGGUGCUUGCAUAUCACAUGUAAUGGAGUUGUUUCCUCAUAAAAUUGCAAAGUCUGUCUUCGUUGCUGCUGUGAUGUUGACGAGUGGGCAAAGUGCUCUCGACUUGUUGAAGCAGGCUGCCGGUUCGAAUGAUUUCAUACAAGAGGCUCAGAUAUUUUUGUAUGGACAUGGGAAGGAUCAGCCUCCAACUGCUAUCGAACUGGACAGAUCAUUGCUGAAGGAUCUAUUAUUCAACCAAAGCCCAGCAAAGGAUGUUGCAUUAGCAUCUGUUUCGAUGAGACCCAUCCCGUUCCCUCCACUGCUGGAGAAGCUCUCACUCUCGCACCUGAAGCAUGGAUCAGUAAGACGGUUCUAUAUUGAGACUCCAGAAGAUCACGCCAUACCCAUCGCAGUUCAAGAAGCAAUGAUCAGCUCAGGCCCACCAGAGCGCGUGUUCCGCCUCAAAGGUGCCGAUCAUUCACCCUUCUUUUCCAAGCCUCAGGCCCUUCACAAACUCUUGGUAGAGAUCGCAAAGAUUCCCUCGGCCUCGUAGUCUUACAAAAGAAGACAAGAUGACAUAAUAUCACCCGCCCUAAUUGAGUCGGUAAUUUGCACCGAGAGAUUAGUUUCCUUAUAGGUCAAUAAUAUCCGGCCUACCUACCAAGGAUCCUCCUAAAAUGUUUAGAUCCUGUUCAGUCGAGGAUCUUAUAUGCAUCAAGAUCAGAAUCGAAGACAUAAAAGUUUUGGUUACAUCUUAUUAAUUUAUGUUGUAAGAGAUGUCCAUAUCAAAUUCAGGUCUGAUGUUCAAAGUACUCUUUGUUUUUUUCUUCUAUAUGCAUUUUUUUGUAUCUUGGUUACUAUGGCACCAAUCUCGUAGAGGAUAGAGGAAGAAGGAGAAAUAAAGGGAUACAAGAAGUCUUAUUGAUUUAUUCAUUUCAGUACGA
Molecule: messenger RNA, 1716 nt
Organism: Punica granatum (pomegranate)
Lineage: Eukaryota; Viridiplantae; Streptophyta; Magnoliopsida; Myrtales; Lythraceae
Source: RefSeq, a predicted model, not a curated record